GACAGGGCUGCCGCUCCAAGGAGCUGACUGCGCCUGUGACUCGGAGCUUGGCGUCCCGUUUGCAUCGGCGCUGCCCUCGCUGCCUUUUGGAGCCCUUGCUGGGACGGCCUAGUUUGAGCGACAGGAGGCAAACAUGGCCCAAGUGCCCGCUGAUCCGAGUAGUGCGGAAACUGCUGACCCAGAGGAGAGUUCUCCAAAUAUGAUAGUCUACAGAAAGAUUGAAGACAUCAUUACAAGAAUGCAGGAUGACAAAACAGGUGGAGUUCCCAUCCGCACUGUCAAGAGCUUUCUGUCCAAAAUCCCCAGUGUCGUCACUGGUUCUGAUAUUGUGCAGUGGCUUAUGAGGAACCUCAGCAUUGAGGAUACAGGAGAAGCAAUACACUUGGGAAGUCUCAUUGCUGCACAAGGUUAUGUCUUUCCAAUCUCAGACCAUGUCCUUACCCUGAAAGAUGAUGGGACAUUCUAUCGUUUUCAGGCACCAUACUUUUGGCCCUCAAAUUGCUGGGAACCAGAAAACACAGAUUAUGCCAUCUAUCUUUGCAAACGGACCAUGCAGAACAAAGCUAGGCUGGAGCUGGCGGAUUAUGAAGCCGAAAACUUAGCAAGACUUCAGAGAGCGUUUGCAAGAAAGUGGGAAUUCAUCUUCAUGCAAGCAGAGGCCCAAGUGAAAAUCGACAGGAAAAAGGAUAAAACAGAAAGAAAGAUUUUGGACAGCCAGGAAAGAGCAUUCUGGGAUGUGCACAGGCCUGUGCCAGGUUGUGUGAACACCACAGAAAUGGACAUUAGAAAAUGUCGCCGUAUGAAAAAUCCACAAAAAGUGAAAAAGUCGGUAUAUGGGGUUACAGAGGAGUCUCAGCCCCAAAGCCCUGUACACAUGCCAUCCCAGCCGGUACGCAAAACUACAAAGGAGGACUUCCGGAAGCAAAUAACUUUUCUGAACAUGCAGAUAGAGAGACACUGUUUAAAGAUGUCCAAAGUAGCAGAAAGUUUAAUAGCCUACACAGAGCAAUAUGUGGAAUAUGACCCUUUUAUAACUCCUGCUGAGCCUUCCAAUCCCUGGAUAAGUGAUGAUGUAGCAUUGUGGGACAUUGAAAUGAGCAAAGAACCUAGUCAGCAGCGUGUGAAAAGAUGGGGUUUCUCCAUGGAUGAGGUGCUGAAGGAUCCAGUAGGACGAGACCAGUUCCUUCGUUUCCUGGAAUCAGAAUUCAGCUCAGAAAACCUGAGGUUUUGGUUGGCUGUGCAAGAUCUCAAGAAACAACCUCUACAGGAUGUAACCACCAGAGUGGAAGAAAUCUGGCAAGAGUUUCUAGCUCCUGGGGCCCAAAGUGCUAUCAACCUGGAUUCCCACAGCUAUGAGAAAACAAGCCAAAAUGUCAAAGACCCAGGGAGAUAUACAUAUGAAGAUGCACAGGAGCACAUUUACAAGCUGAUGAAGAGUGACAGCUAUGCGCGCUUCCUCCGUUCCAGUGCUUACCAGGACUUACUGCUGGCGAAGAAGAAGACAGAGAAUGAGCAAGGUCGUAGAACUUCUCUAGAAAAGUUCACUCGCAGUGUGGGAAAGUCUCUGGCGAGCAAGCGCCUCACGGGCCUGAUGCAGUCCUCCUGACAUCUUCUUCAGCCAACCGCCCCGUGGGAGAGACAUCUGGGACCGCUGCUGGGGACGGGGCAUUUCAGGGAGAGCAGUCCCCUGCAGGGGAGAGAGCCUGAGUGACUGGAAGUGGAGAACCACAUGCCAGGGGAGCACCUCUCUUCAUAGUUUACACCUACACUUUCCUGCCUGCACAGCUCCGUAAGGACCCCGAGCUCUGUCCAGGUACUUUGUUUCCAACCGAGGUUUGGAGGAGCACACUUCACUAUACACAGGAGGUCGACAAGGCAAGGGCUUGUUGUCUCAUUAUUUAAGGAAACAGACCCAACCACAACUAGGAGAAAGAAGAGCUGAGAGAUAUCAGUAUUUUUAUGCAUCUCCUCUCUCCCUGGCACAAACAUGACUGUAAUAGAUGGCUCCACAAUCUCACUUGCUCCCUUUCUUGUGGCCGUCUGGAUCCAAUAAAAUAUCUGCUGGAA
This is a messenger RNA of Manacus vitellinus (golden-collared manakin), 2067 nucleotides long. It is a transcript of the gene RGS6, whose product is annotated as regulator of G protein signaling 6. The record is from RefSeq and is a predicted model, not a curated record. The coding region runs from base 134 to 1606 and encodes 490 amino acids. NCBI's taxonomy places the organism in Eukaryota, Metazoa, Chordata, Aves, Passeriformes, Pipridae. Gene Ontology annotation, biological process: G protein-coupled receptor signaling pathway; intracellular signal transduction; regulation of G protein-coupled receptor signaling pathway. The transcript is spliced from 18 exons. Gene Ontology annotation, molecular function: GTPase activator activity.